AUGCGCUCCCGCUCGCCUACGAGGAAGACAGAAUCUGGCGGCGUAUUCUUCUGGCGAAUCAAUCAGGCACAGUACAGCGGAGCCGGAGCUUGCGCCGAGAAGAUCGUGUUAUCAGUUCUGGAGAAAUUCGGACUUUGCCGAUCUAGUGAAGCAGCAGGCCGAGAGGCAGAAAUGCACAAGGCAUGCACACCAUUUCCGUACUUGCUGCUGCUUGUUGUACUGCAGGAGUUCUUCCAAGUCCAGGAAUCUGAGCCGACCUUGCUACGAAAUCCAAGACUUUUCCGGGAUCUGGGCAUUCAUUUGACGUUUGCUUUUCGCAUCGCGCUUGAUCCUGUCUCGGAUGGCUCUUUGACGUCUGAUUAUGCACAGCAGAAGACCGGUCAUGAGGCGAUUUCUGGCAACAUCAAAGCACGUUAUGAGGAUUUCGUGGUGAAGGAGAUCUCACACGAGGGUGAGAUCGUUGAGUCGAGCAGAGAAGGUAGCAUGUCUUCAGACUUCAAAGCGCUUCAAGCUGCCAGCGGGCGGCAUGCGCGCCUAGUCCUCGCGAAGGAGAACAGGGAUGUAGCCGAUGCAGUGGCCAUGCUGGCUAGGCACUUGCAAAUCGAUGCGCGGAAGGUAAGCUUCCAUGGCCUGAAGGACCGGAGAGCUGUUACGUACCAACACAUCGGUGUGCCUUGGGCACUGUUAGAUGAGAAGCGGCUGGCGUCCUGCAUGUCCUUGUCCACGUGGGACCCUGCGGUGCACAUCAGUCGCUUGGAGAGGCAGGAUGUCCAUUGCCGCAUGGGGUGGAUGCUUGGAAAUGAUUUCUGCAUCGUUGUGCGAGACGCUCAGUCCGCACAGGGCCGUGCCCGCAAAGACAAAUUCGGAGCAUUGGUUGAGGAGGCUUCCCGAAGUCUUCGCACUCUGGGCUUUGUGAAUUACUUCGGUCGCCAGCGCUUCGGGCCGUCCGCUUGCAGCCCAGCAAUCGGAAGGGCCAUAGCAUCUGGCCAUCACGAGAUGGCCUGCGAACUGCUGGUCUGCUCAAUGCGUGCUCGUCGGAACCGCGAAAUCGAGGAGUUGUUUGCGCGAGGUGAGUUCAGGAGAGCUUUGGCCGAGACUCCUGCCCGCUGUGCUGUCGAGCGGCGAAUUCUUCAGCAUCUCUGUAUUAGCCCGGCAGACUACAGCGGGGCGCUGGGCUCUCUACCUCGCCGCCAGCGCUUGCUGUUCGUGCGCUCCUUUGCUUCUUUGCUUUGGAACCAGGUGGUUUCAGCUCGACUGGCAGCGUUCGGCCAAGAGGUGUUUGCAGGAGAUCUUGUCCUGGCGAGCCGGGAAGUAGGCUUACAUAAUGUGGUAACGCAUAGAGCCAAGGGGAUGCGACCUGACGUCAGCUUGCCGGAAGUCCGAGUUGUUCGCCCUGGGGAGCAGCGUGACAUUCCUUUCUCUGACAUCGUUUUACCUGUCCCGGGCGAUCGAUGCAACUAUCCCGCUCAUCCUCCAACCAGAAGGCUUUAUGAACAGGUGCUGCAGGGCAACGACUUUCCCCACUCUGCUUCUUCAGAAGCAGAACAGUCAUACCUCGAAGGCACGUAUCGGCAUGCUGUGGUGAAGCCGCUUUCUUGCCGUGCUCGAACUAUGGUUUACGUAGAACCUUGUCGCCGACUGGUUGUAUCAGCUCUGGACCACAUCAAGGGACGUUCACUGGAACCCCAUGGCAUGUUCGAGCUAAGCCGCGACGCAAUCACCACUGCAGAUGUCAGUUCUCUUCUGACUGACGCGGGCCGAGCACAUGCCAAUGUAUCCACGGCCAUGACGAGAAGCUGCCAUGCCGGUGUAUUCGGCAGACACUGGAUUAUGAAGCCCGGGCGAGGAGGAGGAGGCCGAGGAGUUCAAGUUCUCAGCUGUGAAAGUGCAGCCGACAUUCAGCAGGCAAUUGCCAUUGUUAAGAGUUCAAGUUCGGCCAAAACACCUGUGGUGGUCAGCCAGUACGUCGAAAAGCCCUUGCUGAUAAAUGGGAAGAAGUGCGACCUGCGACUGUAUGUGCUUCUCGACCGCAGGACUGCCAAGCGGCUGACAGAGCGGCUGGCGAUCUCACAGCGACAUGCCGCAAGCACGGGACCCCAGUUCAAGUUCUUGACUUGGGGAUGGUGGUGGAUCUGGCUGUGUGAAUGCGUGCCUGGACUGAGCUGGCAUGUCCGUCUAUGCUUGCGCGAAUUCGUCUUCUGUCCUUCUGCUUUCCUGCAUCCUCCACAAAGGAGAAAUGCACAUGGGCCAUGUCUUGGAAAUUGGCGGAUGUCGGACCUUUUCGCCUGGCUUCGACGCUUGGACAAGCAUAAUGCAGCACGAGUUCGUUCGGAUCUCGCUGCCACGACCAUGUCUUUGGAAGGUGCCCACCCAGAGCCGUGGAUGCCAGAUUCCUCGGACUCGCGGCUUGCUCAUUUCCUUCUGCAAACUCUUUGCUUUCCCACCAUAUUGGGCGUGCCGCAGAGAAGGCCGUCGAUCGUGCAUGCCACGGCACAGCUGAAGCCGGAGGCCCGUGGCCAGUGCUUCGAGCUGUUUGGCUUUGACGUGCUGCUGGAUGCCGCUCAGCUGCUCGUGACUGAACGGUUGGUUGAUGACUAUGCAAUGACGUCGAAGGUGAAUGGCAUGCCCUCACUUGGGGUUGGCGGGAAGGUAGAUCUCUGCGUCGACACAGAGAUGCUAACGGCUAUGUUUGCGACCGUGUUGGACCGAGUUCCUGAAGACCGGCAAGAAGAAGGUACCGCCACCUUCGAGCUCCUCACUUCUCCCUCUGCACCGUAG
Symbiodinium sp. CCMP2456 is the source of this 2778-nucleotide messenger RNA. NCBI's taxonomy places the organism in Eukaryota, Dinophyceae, Suessiales, Symbiodiniaceae. The record is from the annotation of a GenBank genome assembly.